This is a messenger RNA of Nylanderia fulva, 3938 nucleotides long. RefSeq names its product RNA-binding protein spenito (gene nito). NCBI's taxonomy places the organism in Eukaryota, Metazoa, Arthropoda, Insecta, Hymenoptera, Formicidae. Gene Ontology annotation, molecular function: RNA binding. The record is from RefSeq and is a predicted model, not a curated record.
GGCGGAGGCGACGACGGAGACGCCAUUUUGUUCGCUGCGUUCCGAAGAACGAGGCGUAGUCGUUUUCGGAAGAGAAAAUAAAAUCCGCGGUAUUUCCUGGCCAGGCUGCUUCCGCUGUCGCACGCGUCUCUCCUCCUCCCCCGUCUCCCCCGCGCCUUUCUUUCUUUUUUCUUGUUCCUCGUUGAGUUCCGGCGCAGCAAGCAGCGUUGAUGAUUGGGAUUCCGCGGGACGAUCGACAUAAAAUCACGGUCAAGAUCCGCAACAACAUGAAGAGGAGCUCGAGUCGCGACACUCCGCCUCCUCGUGUCAAGCGGAGCCGAUCCUCGAUGGGACGGUAUGAGGAUUCCAGCGACGAACGUAUCACUCCGGAGAGAAUUCGAAGGCGAAGCCGGGGCGCAAGGAGUCCGAGUCCGCCUACCCGAGCCUCCUCUCACGCGCGCUAUGUCGAGUCCAGCUCGCAUCGCGACGAGUAUCUGCGCGCGCCGCGCGAUGUGCCGCGAGAACGACCCUACAGCUACAAGGUUCUCUGCGUCAGCUCCAUCCAUCCGAAAGCCAGCGACGAGAUGAUCAAGGAUACCCUGUACAGGGAGUACAAGAAGUUCGGCGACCACUCCAUUCAGAUCUCGCACGAGCCGGACGAGCGCGUCGCUUACGUCUGUUUCAGGAGCUCGGAAGACGCUCGGGACGCGAAGCACGCGAAGCCCCGCAUCAUCAUCUACGACAAGAUGGCCAUAGUGGAGCCAAUGUACGACAGAGCCGAGAGCUAUCGUCGUCCGCGAUCCAUCACGCCGCCGGAUUACGAGAGAUACUACGGACAGGCCCGGUCGCCCGGACCCACGGACAGGCACAGACCGCUGGAGAGAUACGACCGGGUGUACGGGCCGCCGGUGAACCUGCCUCCGCAUCGGGAGAUGCGUCGCGAGACCAUUCCGCCGCCGCAUCACGAAUUCGUCCGGCCUCCGAUACAUCCUCACGGACCGCCGCACGUUCAUCCGCCGCCUCAUCACUACGGUCCACCGCGACACAUGAUAAUACGCCAUCCCGGCCACGGAUUCGAGCGCGUGGAAAACAAGAAGGACAAGUUCCCCAAUUAUCUGCACCACGUGUCGCCCGAGGACGACCCCCUCGCGACUCGAACCUUGUUCGCCGGUAAUCUGGAGAUUAAUAUCACGGAGGAAGAGUUGCGUCGUAUCUUUAGCAAGUACGGGAUUGUCGACGACAUCGAUAUUAAGCGUCCGCCACCGGGCACUGGAAACGCUUACGCAUUUGUACGCUUCCAGACACUAGACAUGGCACACCGGUGCAAGGUCGAACUGUCCGGUCAGUACAUUGGUAAAUUUCAGUGCAAGAUUGGUUACGGCAAGGCCACUCCGACGACUCGGAUAUGGGUGGGCGGACUGGGACCGUGGACCUCAGUGCCGCAGUUAGAGCGCGAGUUUGAUCGGUUCGGUGCAAUCAAGAAAAUCGACUACAUCAAGGGUGACAGUAAUGCUUACAUACUCUACGAUUCAAUCGACGCUGCUCAAGCAGCAGUCAAGGAAAUGCGCGGUUUCCCGCUCGGAGGACCGGAUCGUCGGCUGAGAGUGGACUUUGCUGACGUGACGCCUGGUUUUGGCUUCAAACCCAGACCGUAUCCCGAGGAGAACAGCGACUUCAGGCCUCGUCCGGUCGAUUACGAGUCUCCCUAUGGGGAUCCAUACGGACCCGAGGGAGAGUUCAGUUAUGGACCAAGAGGUUUCCGAGGUGGCAGAGGUAAUGCAACGUGGCACGACCGAAGAGGAAAUACUCGUGGUGGCUACAGAGGCUCUUAUCCCGAGGGUUACAUGCGCGACGAGGCCGACUGGCCAAGCAGAAGACCACCGCCCGAACUUGAGUACGAAGCGCCACGUGGUCUGCGAAGAUCUCUGUCGCGGGAACCAGGAGUGGACAGAUCCAGAUCGCGUUCUCCACGCAGACGACAGAUGGAUUCGGACUCGGAUUCCGAGAACACUCGCAGUGGGAUGUUAUCGACCUCUCGUACGUUGCCGGACGUCGCUCGCAAAUCUAUCGCCGUCUGGCAAGGCGCGUUGAUACUGAAGAACUCGCUGUUCCCGGCCAAGUUCCAUCUGACCGAUGGCGAGACAGAGAUCAUCGACUCGCUCAUGAAGGACGAGGAGGGUAAGCACAUGUUGCGGAUAACACAACGGUUGCGCCUCGAUCAACCCAAGUUGGACGAUGUGUCUAAGCGAAUCCAGACGUCCAGCUCGCAUGCAAUCUUUCUUGGUCUAGCCGGUUCGAGCACCGCGAUCACGAAUGAUGAUGCCAACGUGCAAACGCGGCCGCUGCGCAACCUCGUCUCUUAUUUGAAGCAGAAGGAGGCGGCUGGUGUGAUAUCACUGUUGAACAAGGACACAGAGGGCACCGGUGUUCUCUACGCCUUCCCGCCUUGCGCAUUUUCGACGGAACUUUUGAAACGCACGUGCCCUAGUUUAAGCGAGGAGAGUCUUAAAGAGGAUCAUUUGGUAAUCGUAGUGGUUAAGGGAGGUAGCGCCUAAAGAGAAACCUUUAGUAUCUCUCGUCUUGUGUGCGUAUGAUUUUAUAUCUCGUAAGUGCAAAGAUUCUCUUUAAGGCUUCUGGAUUCUAGACGUGGUCAUCUUAGAUUAAGUGACAUUAGAGUGGGGAUAGCGCUGAAAAUUCUUGGAUGCCAUUUUUAAAUGCAAAGAUUUUCGAUGAAGCACUAUUUUAGAUAGCACACUUUUAAAAUACUUUGAAAACUAUUCUUUUCCUUCGAUAGUCGAUCAACAACUGUAAAAUGAUUAUGAUUAUCAGACUGUCAUGUGGAAUGACUGCGCAUGUGCAAGACUAUAUACGGAUCAGGUUUUAAGUCACAGUUUUAUGUUAUUUUAUAGCUGUUGAUUGAUUAUAGAGGGAAAAUAAUAGCUUUCGAGAUAUUUUAAAAGUGUACUAAAGUCAUCUGAAGUGCCUUUUCAUCAAAGUAUCUUUUUAUUGCAAAAUGCCAUCCAAGAAUUUAUAGUGUGUAUUUUCUCGCCUCCGACAUCAUAAUUCCAACAUGAUCGACGAGGAACCAGGGGUCUUAAGCAGUGUACAGAGUGUGAAAGAAUUUAGGAGAACUUGUGUUUUUGAUCGAUGUAAGUAUUUUGCUUUUUAACGAUGCUUCCACAGAUGCGACGAGAUUUGAUCUUAUAUAAUUAUAGAUUAGGAGAGCUAUUGAUAAUAUUUGAGAUGAUAAUAUUUGAUACUUUACUUUACACACGAAUGUAUAUUGCAUUGACUUGAGAUGUCGAGAAUAUCAACUUUAUUUCAGAAUUAGAUGUAUGAUGAAGAUUCGCGACGUUUGACAUUUGAUUUAAUUGAAUUUACUCUAGUGAAUUUAUUCUAGUACUUAGGAUUUAUACAGACUUCUACAUGUUGUAUAAAUUUCAUAUUAUCUUGAUGAGAUUACUUGGGUAAAUUCUUGAAGGUAAAAAUUUAACUGCGCGGAUUUUCAUCACUCGUUUUCAUGAGAUCUCUUCAUUCUUGUAGUUAUUAAUUAAGCUUAACGCUAGAUGAGUAAUUUUAAAAUAUAUUACCGGAGAAUAUUAUUUUUUUUGUACAAUAUAAUCUUACAUGAUUUAUACGAUAUACUUUUUCAGAAGAAUGACUACUUUUCCAUGAAUGUGUAUAUUGUCGACAUUAACCGCUAAUACAAAAGCUAAGAGAUUAGAAUACUUAUUUUCUAUCAAAAAACACAAUUUUGGUACUGUUCCCCAUUAUUCUAGUUGACCAUCUAUCAGAUAAUAGCGAUUACUAGUGGAACAAUUUUUAUCAAGAUCAUUAUUCAUUAUAUUGAAUCUUAUUAGGAACAGUGUAAUCCUUAUUACAAAUAUGUGUGUGAUUACUUCGAAAUGUAGUAUAAGAAUUUAUUUGUAUUAUACACAAUUACAAUAUAUAUAUAUAUA